AUGCAGGUGACAUUCUGUAGGCUUCGGACUCACCAGUGGUGCUUCAUUUUAUUUAAUGUCAUCUUGUUUCAUGCUCUGCUCUUUGGAGCUGACUUUGUGGAAGAAUACUUUCUGCAGUCAUUACCAUACGUAGAUGUGAGAGUUCUUGAGAUCAAGGACAAAGCCAGAAAAUUAAACAUGGAGCCCUUAAGAUAUAACCUCUCAAAAUUUUAUAUCUUGAGCCAGGAGGAGGCAUGCAAGGGAGAAGAUAUCUUUUUACUCUCUCUUAUCUUCAGCAAUCCGGGAAAUGGAUCGAGGAGAGAUUUGAUAAGAAAAACCUGGGCUAACGUGACUACUAUACGGGGACAUCAUAUCCUCACAUUAUUUGCUUUAGGAAUGCCAGAUCUGGGAACCUCUCAGCAAGACAUCAACAUGGAGUCUAAUAAAUACAGAGAUAUUAUUGAAGGAUUCUUCCUGGACAGUUCUGGGAACCAAACACUAAAGACUGUCAUGAUGAUGCAGUGGGCUUUAACUUUCUGCCCAAAUGCCAUGUUCAUCCUUAAGGUCAAUGAGGAGAUGUUUGUCAAUCUCCCUAGCCUGGUAGACUACCUCCUCAAUUUGAAAAACCACCUUGAAGAUAUCUAUGUGGGAAGGGUCAUCCAUCAAGAUAUGCCCAACAGAGAUCCUCAAAGCCAGAAUUUUGUGCCAGUUAGUGAAUAUCCAGAAAAGUACUACCCUGAUUACUGCAGUGGAGAGGCCUUUAUCGUGUCCCAGGAUGUGGCCCGUAUGAUGUAUGUGGUUUUCAAGGAAGUACCUUUGGCAAUACCUGCUGAUGUUUUCAUAGGAAUCUGCGCCAAAUACGCUGGCCUCAUACCCAUCCACAGUUCACGGUUUUCUGGGGAGAAGCACAUUAGGUAUAAUCGAUGCUGCUAUAAGUUCAUCUUCACAUCCUCAGAAAUGACAAGUGAAGAAAUGCCACUUGAGUGGAGGGAAGUUAAUGAUGGAAAAGAAUGCACCUUGCUUGAAACCUAUUAUGGGUUGGUCUCCUGCAAACUUCUAACUUAUCUUGAUAGCUUUAAACACUUUAAUAUAGCACCUAUAAAAAAUGAUGCAAUGUAUUUUGCUAAUUAAGAUUUCAUUUUCCUGCAGAGAAGCAUAUAUUUUGCUUUACAAUUUGCUUUUCACUUAUUAUAGUAAACAUUCUUCCCUUUGUAUUUUCCCCAAAAGGCUUAGCUACAAAAGCCUUUGCAAUUGUAUAUUUAGG
Molecule: messenger RNA, 1243 nt
Organism: Dromiciops gliroides (monito del monte)
Lineage: Eukaryota; Metazoa; Chordata; Mammalia; Microbiotheria; Microbiotheriidae
Gene: B3GALT9
Product: beta-1,3-galactosyltransferase 9
Exons: 2
Coding region: 1-1110 (369 amino acids)
Cellular component (GO): membrane
Molecular function (GO): hexosyltransferase activity
Source: RefSeq, a predicted model, not a curated record